AUGAGGCCCCCAGUGCUGAUCUCCGUGCUCCUCUGGCUCCGGGGCUUCUUGGCCAAGGAAGACAAUGAUGCAUGUGGCUCCCUGCCCCCCGGGGACGAGCACCCAGGAGGACCACCCCUGGAAGUGAACGUCAGCAGCCAGGGGAGGCCCACGAGCCUCUUUCUGAGCUGGGCCUCACCAGAGCCAGGCGCGUCGGGACACGCGCUCCAGCUCACAGCUCUGGGCCCCCCGGGGUCCCCUGAAGGCCGGCAGAUCCAGGCCCUUACCAAUGCUUCCAGCUUCACCUUCUUGGACCUGGUGCCAGGAAGCCCAUACCGCCUGGAGGUCACGGCCCUGCGACCGUGUGGGCAGAACGUCACCGUCACCCUCACGACCCAGACACCUCCAGCGCCCGUCCACAACCUGCAGCUCCGCCCCGCCGCCAGCCCCGCCAGCCUGGAGGCCACCUGGGACGCUGCCCCCGGCCAGCAGGACAGCCUCCAGCUCCUCCUCCAGCAGCCUGAGUCCCAGACCUGGGCACAGAAUGUCACCCUGGCCCCGGGCACUCUGGCUUAUACCUUUAGCGACCUCCUGCCGGGGAGCGAGUACGUGGUGGAGGUCACCACUCGGGCUGGCACUCUGAGCGCCAAGACCAGCGCCCAGCAGUGGACAGCCCCAGUGGUCCCCAGUGAGCUGACGAUGCGUGCCCUGGGCACCACCGCCCUGCAGGCCUCUUGGAACGGGUCUGAGGGGGCUGCCUGGCUCCACCUGACGCUCAGAGAUCCGGGUGGCACCAACCUCACAGUGGUGGCCAGGCGGGGGACCACCAACCACACCUUCCGGCACCUCAGCCCGGGCACCCGCUAUGAGCUCACACUGAGAGCAACUGCGGGACCCUAUGGAACAGGGGGCCCCAAUGCCACCGAGUGGACCUACCCCGUUGCCCCCCUGAACCUCAAGCUUGUGCCCCAGCCCCCAGAGCUCUGGGUGGGCUGGCAGGCAGGGCCCGGGGCCCAGGAUGGGUACUUGCUGAGGCUCACGGGACAGACGCAGUGGAAUGCCUCCCUGGGCCCCUCGGCCCUCAACACUACAUUCCCGGGGCCCCUGACCGCUGGUCACUACACUCUGGAGCUGAGGGCUCUGGCGGGGCCCUAUCACGCCAGCACCCAGGCCAGUGUGUGGCUGGAUGGGCCUCUGCCCCCACAGUCCCUGGAAGUGACUGACAGGGGCAGCCCCUCGGAGCUGGCCAUUGGCUGGGCCGCACCCCUGGGGGAGCUGGAAGGCUACGGCGUGGCCUGGCGUCAGGAGGAUGACCAGCAGACCCAGGGCAGCCGUAUCGACGUGGGUCCAGGAAACACCAGCCUGAUUUUGGGGGGCCUCAUGCCUGGAUCCUGCUAUUCCGUGUCUGUGUGGGCCUGGGCAGGGAACAGCAGCUCCAGCACCCAGAGCACCCACGCCUGCACCCUUCCUGCCCCUCCUGCCAACCUGAGCCUGGGAUGGUCCUCCCAGCCCCCUGCUCUCACGGCCUCCUGGAGCGCCCCUCCGGGGGGCAGGGACGGCUUCCAGCUGCAACUGUACAGCCUGCGGCCCCUCACCCUGAAUACCGAGACCAGACUCGAGGCCGGGGCUCAGAACUUCUCCUGGGCCCAGCUGCCAGCCGGCACCGAGUUCCUGGCGCAGCUGAGGAGCCUGCGGGGCCUGGACGAGAGCAGCAGCGCCAACGCCACGGGCUGGACGCCCCCCCUUGCCCCAGCUCUGGUGAACGUGACCAGUGAAGGCCCCUCACAGCUGCGGGUCUCCUGGGCUCACAGUCCUGGGGGCCGGGAGGGCUACCAGGUGACCCUGUCCCGGGAGGGCACCCCGGUUGGCACCAGCUCUGUAGAGGCCGAGGUGGGCAGCGUGAGCUUCUCGGAUCUGCUCCCUGGCACACAGUACGAGGUGGAGAUCGUGUCCUGGGCUGGGCCCCUGCACCAAGCGACCAGCAGCUCUGGCUGGACCUCCCCCAUCCUGCCCAAUGAAUUGCUGGUGUCCAUGCAGGCGGGCCAGGCCGUGAUCAAUCUGGCCUGGGCCGGUGGCCCCUUGGGGCAGGGCCAGUGCCAUGCCCGCCUCUCUGAGGGCCAGCGCCUCUCCUGGGAGCAGCCGCUGAUGUUGGGCCAGGCCCUCCUGGUCCUGAGGGACCUCACGCCUGGACGCAACCUCUCUCUGUCGGUGCAGUGCCGGGCCGGCCCGCUUGAGGCGGCCACACACCCCGUACUGCUGCCCGUCGAACCCGGCCCUGUGGAGGACGUGCUGUGCCAGCCCAAGGCCACUCGCCUGGCCCUGAACUGGACCCUGCCCACGGGGGACCUGGGUGCCUGCCUGGUGGUGGUGGAGCAGCUAGAGGCAGAGGGCAGCGUGCACCCCGUCUUCCAGGCCAACGUCUCUGGGGCCACCCUGGUGCUGACCGGCCUGGUGCCAGCCACGUCCUACCGCCUCAGCCUCGCUGUGCUGGGCAGGAACGGCCUGUGGAGCCGCACGGUCACCCUGGUGUGCAGCACCGCUGCUGAGGCCUGGCACCCCCCCGAAUUAGCCGCAGCCCCCCAGCUGGAGCCCGGGAUGGGGAUGGGCGUGGUCAUCACGCGAGGCAUGUUCGGGAAGGACGACGGGCAGAUCCAGUGGUACGGGAUCAUCGCCACCACCAACAGCUCCUUGACGCGGCCCCCACCGGAAGCCGUCAACUGUACGUGGUACCACCACUACUACCAAGAACGGGACUCCUACCUGGCCAUCCUGCUGCCCAACCCCUUCUACCCGGGGCCCUGGGCUGUGCCCAGGUCCUGGAUGGUGCCCGUGGGUACAGAAGACUGUGGCCAAACCCGGGAGAUCUGCAACGGGCCGCUCAAGCUGGGUGUCCAGUACCGGUUUGGCGUUGUGGCCUUUACCAGACACCUUGCUCCUGAGACCACCAUGUCCUUCUCAGCCUUCUCAGAACCACGGACCAGUGUCCCAUGGACAGUGCUGCCCUUCCCAGUGGUGGCGGGUAUCGCAGGGGGCAGUAUUCUCGUCCUCUGUGCCCUGCUGGGCCUGGUGUGCUGCUGGCGGAGGGUGAAGGGGCAGAGGGCAGACAAGAAGCGUUUCUCCCAGGAACUGACGGCUUACAACCUGCGGCGGACCCAUCGGCCCAUCCCGCUGCACAGCUUCCGCCAGAGCGUCGAGGCCAAGAGUGCGCAUGCGAACCAGGCCUUUUUCCAGGAGUUUGAGGAGCUGAAGGAGGUGGGCAGGGAGCAGCCCAGGUUGGAGGCCCAGCAUCCUGCCAACGCCGCCAAGAACCGUUACCCGCAUGUGCUGCCCUAUGACCAUUCGCGGGUUAGGCUGGCCCAGCUGGAAGGGGAGCCCCACUCUGACUACAUCAAUGCCAAUUUCAUCCCGGGGCAUGCCCACCCGCAGGAGUUCAUCGCCACCCAGGGACCUCUCAAGAGGACGCUGGAGGAUUUCUGGCGGCUGGUAUGGGAGCAGCAAAUUCACAUGAUCGUCAUGCUGACAGUGGGCAUGGAGAACGGCAGGGUGCUGUGUGAGCAUUACUGGCCUGCUGACCCCAACCCUGUCACCCACGGGCACAUCACUGUCCACCUCCUGGCCGAGGAGCCCGAGGAUGAGUGGACCAGGCGAGAAUUCCAGCUGCAGCAUAGCACCCACCAACAAGAGCGCAGGGUGAAGCAACUGCAGUUCACCACUUGGCCUGACCACGGUGUGCCGGAAGCCCCCACGCCCCUGCUGGCUUUCACUGAGCUGGUCCGGACGCAGGCCCGAGCCUCCCAAGGCACCGGGCCCAUCCUGGUGCACUGCAGUGCCGGCGUGGGCCGCACAGGGACUUUCGUGGCGCUGCUGAGGUUGCUGCAGCAGCUGGAGGAGGAGCAGACGGUGGAUGUGUUCAACGCCGUGUACGCUCUGCGCAUGCACCGGCCCCUCAUGAUCCAGACCCCGAGCCAGUAUAUCUUCCUGCACAGCUGUCUCCUGAACAAGAUCCUGGAAGGGCCCCCCAACACCUCUGAAGUUGGGCCCAUCCCAGUAGCCAGCUUCGAGCAGGCCUGUGCCAAGAGGGCGGCCCACGCCAACGCAGGCUUCGUGAAGGAGUAUAAGCUCCUGCUGCAGGCCAUCCAGGACCAGACUCACUGCCCCAUGCCCCCUCCUGGCUACGAGCAGGACCUGGUCCCCUAUGCCCAUUGUCCAGGACGCUUUGUUUCGGAAGAGAGGGGGCAGCAGAAGGAGGCCCCCCCCGGAGGGUCGCCCGAGGCCUGGCUUUUCCCUGGGGGCAUUUCCGGCCAUGAUCACGUGGUGCUGACCGGGCCUUCCCGGCCCCAGGAGCUGUGGGAGCUGGUAUGGGAGCACGGGGCCCAUGUGCUGGUCUCCCUGUGCCCGCCCGACGCUGGGGACAAGGAGUUCUGGCCAAGCGAGAGUCAGCCCGUGGUCCUCCCCAACAUGGUCACCGUGCACUGGGUGACUGAGAGCAGCGCAUCGGGCUGGCCCUGCACCCUCCUGCGAGUCUGUCAUGGGCUGAGCGGAACGGAGAGGCAGGUCCAGUGGCUGCAGAUGCCCAGCGCAGAGCCGGGCCAGGAGCUCCCCGUGCCCACCCUGCUGGCCUUCCUGACGGCCGUGGACUGCUGCUGCUCUCAGGACCAGAAGAAGCCACACACCCUACUCAGCCACUCCAGCAAGGGCACAGCACAGCUGACCACCUUCCUGGCUCUGGAUCGGCUGUUGCAGCAGGCAGGGGCGGACUGCACUGUGGACGUUUUCAGCGUGGCCUUGCAGCAGUCACAGGCCUGUGGCCUCAUGACCCCCACGCUGGAGCAGUACAUCGACCUCUACAAGUGCCUAUGCAGUGCGCUGGUGGACAGGCUGGGCUAGCGGGAGCAGAAGAGGCCCGAGCCUGUCGUGGAGGGG
Molecule: messenger RNA, 4902 nt
Organism: Sorex fumeus (smoky shrew)
Lineage: Eukaryota; Metazoa; Chordata; Mammalia; Eulipotyphla; Soricidae
Product: receptor-type tyrosine-protein phosphatase V-like
Exons: 33
Coding region: 1-4866 (1621 amino acids)
Biological process (GO): protein dephosphorylation; angiogenesis
Molecular function (GO): protein tyrosine phosphatase activity; cadherin binding
Source: RefSeq, a predicted model, not a curated record